UUUAUACAGAUGUAUGCAUGUGCCUAUGUUCUGCUAUAUAUUUUUUUUUACAGUGUAAACGUAAAAACGUAAACGUUACAUCUAUCAAGUAUGACUGUGUUGUAUGUUUAAAACUGGUUAUGUAAUAAGUAAGCGUUCUAAACGCAUGGAUGAGGAGGCAAAGAACCACCAGAACUAAACGAAACCGCAGAACAAGUAAUGAAUAACAUAUAUACACCCUAAAUUUAGUAGGUGAACUUGGCAGCCAUGUUUGGUUAGUGUGGAAAGAGUUAAACUACGUUUUGGAUUCAUGCUGAACAGAAACUCGUGCGGAAUAACGAUGAGUGAGGAUGCCUAUGAGGUCAGAGAUGGGGCUGAGUACCGUUACCUUGUCCAGGAAGAAGGUGAUGAAGUGGAACAUUACAGCAGGCGCAGAUACGUCAGCCCGUUUCUGGUCGUCUCCCGCAAGUGGAUCUUCAUCAUCACCGUUGGGGUUCUCUCCCUCCUGGCCCUGGCGGGGUAUUUGGCCUACGUGGCCGUGAACCCCCUCCAUCGCUCUGCCGUCGUCAGCACCAACUGCGGGUAUGUACGCGGCCGAUGGGCCGACGGGGCGUACUCCUUCAAGGGCAUCCCCUUCGCUGCACCUCCCGUCAAAGAGCGACGGUGGAAGCCCCCAGUGGACCUCCAGGAAGCCGGCCUGUGCUGGAGAGGCACCUACGAGGCCGCCCUCUUCCGUAACAUAUGUGCGCAGGUGCAGCCCAUGGAUGAAAAGGGCAAGGUCAUGGGCGAGGAGGACUGCCUCUACCUGAACGUGUGGACGCCCAGCUUACAGAAGGAUGCCAGGCUGCCCGUGAUGGUGUGGUUCCACGGGGGGUACCUGCACAUGUUCAGUGGAUCAGAGAAGGACUUCUCGCCGACCGAGAGUCUGGCUGCCCAGACCGGGAUCGUUUACGUCAGUUUCAACUACCGCCUCAACGCUUUCGGCUUCCUCGCCUUGGAGCUUCUGAGAGAAGGUUCUCCAACCAACACAUCUGGAAAUUAUGGCUUCAUGGAUCAGAUUGCAGCUCUGAAAUGGGUGCAAAGGAACAUCCAGCAGUUUGGGGGCGAUCCGGGAAAAGUCACUAUAUUUGGACAAAGUUCAGGGGGAACAUCUGUGUGGACCAUGAUGAUGUCCCCACUCGCCAAAGGCCUGUUCCACAGGGCUAUAGACAUGAGUGGCUCAUACAUUUACAAUGGCUCUUUGGAGAAGGCGGAGAAGGACAACUUGGUGUUCCUGAAGAAGUCAGGUUGCAGUAACUUACAGUGUCUCUACAGUCUCUCCACAACCAAAGUACUCCAGUCUAUUCCAUGGAAAGAGUACCCUUUUUGGGCCGCCGAAGACUAUGCAAACAUACCAACGAAGGGCCUCUUUGAUGGACCGGUGGCUGUUGUAGAUGGGCAUGUUCUACUUGCCCCACCCUUUGAGACCUGGGAGAAAGGCAGCAGCUACAAUGAUGUUCCCUAUGUGAUCGGAACCACCGAACAGGAAGCUGAUUUCAGUCCACCAUAUGAGAACAUCUCAAUGUGGACUUGGGAAGACUACUAUUGGUUUGUGACAAAAAACCUGAUGCCCUUUGGAGUGAAUAUCUCCAAAGAAGCUGCUACCCUGUACCCUAGCUCUGCCAAAUGCCCCAUCAAUGACCGCUGUCCUGAAAGACUCUACACCACCCUGGUGUCAGACGUGAGAAUCACCUGUCCCGCCCACGACAAAGCCAGAAGAGCUGCAUUGGCUUCGAAGAGCCCUGUGUACCGUUACAUUGUCACCUACACGCCGUCCAGAGUGGUGGAGAAGGUCUCCUGCCUGCUACCCUUUCACAGUCGCUUCUCAUUCCACAUGUUAGAUGCACUGGCGUUCUUUGAUAGCCUUAAAUCGGUACUGGCGGGGGUGAGCUCAGAAGAUCGAAGUUUUCAGGGGAUCAUGACCAAGUAUAUGGUGCACUUCGCAAGAACAGGUGAGAUGCCCAGCGAGUGGCCCCCGUUCCCCUCACACAUGGCGCUGCUGUCACACAACUUCUCCGCCGUCCAGAACUUCUCAGCCUCGCGGUGUCAUUUCUGGGAGAAGAAUCACUUUUAUCCAUAUGCAUGGGCCAAUUAAGAAGAAUGGGACUUACUUGUAUUCUGCUUUAUCAAAGAUGGUUUUAAUGUUUUAUGGUGUUUGCACGAAGUUACCAACCGCUAAGGGAACGUUGAAUACACUAUAAACUACUGCACUGUGACGAAAGGGCACCUGUUCUUGUUCCCAUGCCAGUCUGAAUGUGGUGCCAGUUUUCCUGCUUCUGUACCACCCUGUGUCACAAAGACAUCUAGGUGUGUUACCACCUCAUCAAGACCUCCUUUGUUCCUUGAAACAAAAGAAAAUGCCCAAAAGUGAUUGCACAGCCACAAUAGCAAUUGCAUGGGCUCUUUAAUCCACUGUCUCCCAGUAACGAGCCACCAGCAGCUACACCAUCCCUUGUCAUCUGACACGUUCUAGAACUGGACUAGAUAAGAAUCAUAUGCACUUCAAAGGCAAUUGACUAAAAUGUCUGUGAAAUGUCCUUGAAAGUUAUAUGUCACAUGCACAUUUAACACUGAGAACUACAUUCAGCAGAUGUAGGUAGGAUUCAAGAGGCUGGGAGUCUAAAUCAAUAUAAGCAUUCCAUCCACAACACCUACACCUCUAGGUCACAUGCGAUGUCAUGAAAACCAAUCGGGAAUCGGGAAAUGCAUACACACAUGCACUGAAGGAGACAAGCAUGUGAGAAGGAGCAGGAUUAAGAUGCUGGUAUGCUCUAAUUCCUCAGAGACAGUUCCUCACAGUGGGUGGGGAGGAGUGACCGGGUCAUAAACCCAGUAUCAGAUGAACUGGGGCAGAAAUGGGAUACAGCUGUUACUACACCAGAGAAUCAGUUACUUCAUUGUGUACUCAAACUGUAUACAGAUAUUAACCCUACAAAUAGCCCAUUUUGCCCUACUUUGUAGCCUACAUUAUAAUUUUAUAUUGCACCAUUCACAUAAGUUGUCCAAAAGGUGUGUUUUAUUCUUUAUUUAGGUCGACCUUUUUAUGCCUGUGGCAAAAUUUCAAAUAAAGAACGGCUAUCCCUCGAAAUAUAAUUAGUAAAACCUUUGUCUAUUUAACGAACAAGAUCAAGCAUAUAACCUGAGACACUGCAGGCUGGACAGCGUCAUCACACAAGAAGCACGGUUUUAUAACAGCUUCUUUCCAGCCCCUGUCAGACUGGUGGCUAAAGACAUAACAGAAGGCAAAAGUAUGCCUGCGUGUUCAGGUUCAACUGGAGAAAUACCUCGAUAUUUGAACCCUGAGAUAUCUUUAAAUUCAGAUUAACUAAUCAGCCUUGUUAACUUAGUAUGGAAAGAGCUCAUUGAGUUUUUUGAUUUGUGUGCAGAAAUUAAGUGUUAUGGGGUACUUUUAUUUUUAAAACAGUAUGCAAUACGCGUGAAUGACGUUUCCCUGCAUUGCAAAAUCUCAUAGCAAACGUGCCUUAGUGUGGAUGCGUAACUGUUUAUGUGUAACUACUCUGUUUGGAAAGGUAUGGAUAUUUGGGGGUUUGCGAGGAGGAAGCGCCGGAUAAGUGGCCUUGGACGACAGUACAAAUAACGACGUCAGUAAGAAAAGGAGCUGAUUGGUGUUUCAGUAAAAUCAGAAAUACAUCUAACAUAGGGAAAACGUUAUAUACAUAGGCUUUUCAGUGAGUGGCAUAUCAAAAGAAAAACACUUUUAGUAUUUUUAUACUAAAUUUAGUUAUAUUAAAUAUAGUAGAAAUUAAAUCGCAAUAACUUGUUAAAGGGCAUUUGUGGACGGAGGGGGUGGGCUCAUGGAGGGUUGGUUUGUCCACCCCCCACCCCCCUAGGACGUGCUGCCCCUCGAAACCUUUCCAAAUUCCCAUACGCUUAAUCGGGACCAGCGAGGAGGUGCUUCGUCAAUCCACGGACGUCGUCUGUUAUUUCGGAGACAGUUAGGUUGGGAAUUCGCUGCUGUAUGUUCUGUUUUUUUUUUUACGUUAAUGCAUGUGCUGUGUAGCGAUAACUGGAAUCUUCUGCGGAUUUACGAUUAAUCGUUAACUUCUGUAACGCCCGAAGUGCGUGACGUAGGACUGUUAAUCUCAGCAGGCAAAAAAUGACUUUCCCGUAGACUGAACCAAAGCCGUGAAUUGCGAUCUGCAGUUUAAGAACUUUGCAUGCAGAUCUUAUUGCUUGAUUGUGGAAAACACUUACAUAUUCUGAAAAAUUGUAGAAAAUGCGUUACAUGGCUGUAACUAAAAUUAUAUAUUUGUCCUUACGCCAAAUAUAUAAUGGUUUUAUAUACAAUCAUUUGCAUGUGUAUUGCGUUUGUUACGUAAUUAUUUUAUAAUAGAAUGUAUUUAUCGUGUUUUCAAGUACGCUCCACCAGGACAUGAAUGUGUAUAACAAAAUACACAAGUUUUGGUAAUUGUUUUAUAAUGUUAGUGAUUUGAUUUAGCGUUUGACUUCUUCACAUCUGCAUGCUUGCUGCAUGUGUAACAGGUUAUUUUACUUUUAAUUUAUAAUUAUACAAGAUUCUGUUUUCUUUUUCUGUUGUACCUGAUGGGUACAAAAUCCCGGGGGCGGCAUGGUGGCACUGUUGCCUCACACGUCUGGGACCCGGGUUCGAGUCUCCGCCUGGGUCGCAUGUGUGUGGAGUUGCAUGUUCUCCCCAUGUCGUCGUGGGGUUUCCUCCGAGUACUCCGGUUUCCCCCCACAGUCCAAAAACAUGCUGAGGCUAAUUGGAGUUACUAAAUUGCCCAUAGGUGUGCAUGUGUGAGUGUGCCCUGUGAUGGGCUGGCCCCCCAUCCUGGGUUGUUCCCUGCCUCGUGCCCAUUGCUUCCGGGAUAGGCUCCGGACCCCCCGCGACCCAGUAGGAUAAGCGGUUUGGAAAAUGGAUGGAUGGAUGGUACAAUAGCCCUUAAACUUCCCAUGAUGCUCUUGUCCUGCAUCGCUCCUCCCUUUGUCUUUUCCCCUUUAUAAGGGUCCCGACCUCAUUUCCUCUUCCCUUUGCACACGCGGGAAGAGGUGAGGAUCUAAUGACAGGGUCCCCCGAGUUAAUAAAUCAAUUGUGUAAUUAUGCCCCAUAUAAUAUAUAUGAUUUAUUGUUUAUCAUAAGUAGGGGAUGGAAAAAAUGUCUAUACAUAAGUAUAUACAUUGUUUUACUUUGUGCAGAGAGAGAGCCAGAGCGUAUGAAGUUUACCCCUUUCCCUAUUGUUCCCGACAG
Molecule: messenger RNA, 5245 nt
Organism: Brienomyrus brachyistius
Lineage: Eukaryota; Metazoa; Chordata; Actinopteri; Osteoglossiformes; Mormyridae
Product: para-nitrobenzyl esterase-like
Exons: 9
Coding region: 290-2113 (607 amino acids)
Source: RefSeq, a predicted model, not a curated record